Messenger RNA from Ilyonectria robusta, 1125 nucleotides. RefSeq lists its product as uncharacterized. Gene Ontology annotation, molecular function: U6 snRNA binding; pre-mRNA binding. The record is from RefSeq and is a predicted model, not a curated record. NCBI's taxonomy places the organism in Eukaryota, Fungi, Ascomycota, Sordariomycetes, Hypocreales, Nectriaceae. The transcript has 2 exons. Bases 1 to 1125 code for a protein of 374 amino acids. Gene Ontology annotation, cellular component: U2-type catalytic step 2 spliceosome; Prp19 complex; U2-type catalytic step 1 spliceosome.
AUGCCGCCCCAGAUCAAGCAAGACCUCAACCGCUCGGGAUGGGAGUCUACUGAUUUCCCUUCUGUCUGCGAGACAUGCUUGCCUGACAAUCCCUAUGUGAAGAUGCUCAAGGAGGACUAUGGUGCUGAGUGUAAACUGUGCACCAGACCCUUCACCGUUUUCAGCUGGAGCGCCGACCGCGCCCACGGCCGCAAGAAGCGAACCAACGUCUGCCUGACUUGCGCGCGACUCAAGAACUGCUGCCAAUGUUGCAUGCUCGAUCUUUCGUUCGGCCUCCCAAUUGUCGUGCGCGAUGCCGCGCUCAAGAUGGUCGCCCCGGGGCCACAAUCAGACAUCAACCGAGAGUACUUUGCUCAAAACAACGAAAAGCUCAUCGAGGAAGGAAAGGUGGGGACAGAGGAGUACGGCAAAACGGACGAGAAGGCGCGCGAGCUGCUGCGGCGCCUAGCCAACAGCAAGCCCUACUUCCGCAAGGGCAAGACCGUCGAUGCGGACGGUGCUGAGAGUGCGACCGGCGGGAAGGCUGUCGUGGGAGCGGGAGUGGGGGGACCGGGCCCGAUCCGGACGCGUGAUACGAAGGCGGCGCUCGCCGCUGGAGCUAGGGCCGGUGGUAAAUCGCGACAGGCCUUCCCAAGUGCCGCUCAACUGCCCCCUAGCCCACGCGACUGGCUGCCGCCGCAAGACAAGAAUAUCAUGUCUCUCUUUGUGACAGGUGUUGAAGAUGAUCUGCCCGAGUUCAAGCUCCGCGAAUUCUUCAAGGCGCAUGGCAAGAUCAAGAGCUUGGUUUGCUCCCACAUGUCGCAUUGCGCGUUUGUCAACUACGAAACUAGGGAGGCGGCUGAGAAGGCGGCUGCGGCGUGUCAAGGCCGCGCCGUUAUCGCCGGAUGUCCGUUGCGGAUACGGUGGGGAGUGCCCAAGGCGAUCGGCACCAUGGACAAGGAGCAACGAGCCCAAAUGCUCCACGAUGCUAGACAGCGCCAAGCGGCAUCCAAGGGCCAGGGCUCACGGGCGAUCGAGGGGGGCGCCGGAGGCCUUGGUGGUCGACAGGAGAGCCAGCCAGCGGUCAUUGCAGCACCCCCGGGAGCGGGUGACGAACCCAACUAUGCCAGUCUUUCUGGGAAUUAA